AUGGUUUCAGUUGGUUCCAAAUCAUUGCCAUCUAGGAGGCACAAGACCAUUAUUGAGGAAGAUAACUUGAUGGGUGAACGGGAAAAGUCUAGCGACAAUCGUACUUCAAGUAGAAAGGGAAUGUGUAGGAAGGCCCAAAAAGGAAGCCGUGGAUUUGAUGGAGAUAGUAACAAAAGGAAUCAAUCCGGUGGUGCCGCUAAUGUAAAGCCUGCGUCAAAGAAACAAUCCGAAUUUGAACAUCAGAAUCAUUUUGUCAGGAAAGAGAUUGAUCCAGAAACUUCAAAGUAUUUCUCUGAGAUUGCCAAUCUCUUUGAUAGUAAUGAAGUUGAUUUAGAGGAACGUUCAGUGAUAUGUGGGAAUGCUCUUGAAGAAACAAGAGGGAGGGAAUAUGAAAUUGCAACUGAUUAUAUCAUAAGUCAUGUCUUGCAAACUCUACUUGAGGGAUGUGAACUUGACCAACUUUGUAGUUUCGUACGAAAUUCUGCAACGGUCUUCCCAGCCAUUGCAAUGGAUAGAUCUGGGUCUCAUGUUGCAGAGUCAGCUCUCAAAUCCUUGGCCACACAUCUGGAAAACCCAGAUGCCUAUUCUGUUAUUGAGGAGGCUUUGAUUUCUAUAUGCAAGGUGAUUGUGGAUAAUCCUCUUGAUAUGAUGUGCAACUGCUAUGGUUCUCAUGUUCUUCGAAGGCUUCUUUGUCUUUGCAAAGGAGUCUCUUUAGAUUCCCCUGAGCUUCAUGGCGCAAAAUCAUCAAAAGCUCUGGCGAAACGUAUGAAUGUGAAGAUGUCUCAGUUAGAUGAGUAUAAUCUACAAGUCCCUCAUCAAGGGUUUCCAGAUGUGCUCAAGUCUCUUUUAUCUGGGCUAUUAAAUUGUAGCAGAGAAGACAUGAAGUAUCUACAAGUUGACCAGUUUAGCAGUUUGGUCUUACAGACGGCUCUCAGACUAAUGCAAAAAGAAGAUGAGGAAUUGCUUGAAAUCAUUCCUCUUGUUCUGGGCUGCAACUCUACAAAUAAAAAUGGAGAGGGGGUUCAUAUAGAGACCGAUAUCGCGAAGGAAAUUUUAGAGUCAAUGAAGGAUAAUUCAUUUAGUCAUUUGGUGGAGGUGAUUUUGGAAGUGGCCCCUGAAAGUUUGUAUAACGAAAUGUUCAAUAAAGUUUUCAAGGACUCUUUAUUUGAGCUUUCACUUGACCGGUGUGCAAAUUUCGUUAUUCAAGCAUUAAUCUCACAUGCAAGAGACCAAGAGCAGGUUGGUUUGAUAUGGGAAGAAUUAGCUCCAAGAUUCAAGGAUCUUCUUGAACAAGGGAAGUCAGGUGUUGUGGCUUCUCUGAUAGCGGUUAGCCAAAGGCUUCAAAGUCAUGAACAUAAGUGUUGUGAGGCCCUUGCUGGUGCAGUAUGCUCCACAAAUGAAUCUCGUAUCUUCAUUGUUCACCGGUUGUUGUUUCUUGAUAACUACUUUGGUUGCCAAGAUAAGUCUUCAUGGGAGUGGGCACCUGGUGCAAAGAUGCAUGUCAUGGGUUGUUUGAUUCUUCAGGGGAUUUUCAAGUUUUCUAGUGAUCUUAUACAGCCAUACAUAAAAAGCUUUGCUUCUAUGAAAGCGGAGCAUACCAUUGAAACAGCAAAGGAUUCCAGCGGAGCACGUGUCAUCGAGGCCUUUCUUGCCUCAAAUGCUGCUACGAAACAGAAACGCAGACUAAUUAUAAAGUUACGUGGACAUUUUAGCGAGCUCUCAUUACACACGUCGGGUUCAUUUACUGUCGAGAAGUGCUUCGAUGCAUGUAACUUGACACUAAGGGAAGCCAUUGCAAAUGAACUGUUGGAUGUGAGAGCUGAUCUCUUGAAUACAAAGCAAGGGCCUUUUCUGCUUAGGAAACUAGAUAUCGAUGGUUAUGCCAGAAGACCUGAUCAGUGGAAAUCAAGACAAGAAGCUAAGCAAUCGACAUAUAACGAAUUUUGUUCUGCAUUUGGGUCUGGCAAAUCAAAUUUUCCAAAGAACACCUUUGUUUCUGACGCAUCUGAGGAUGCAUCUCAAGAAAUGGAAGUAACGAUCACAAGGAAAGAGAAUGAACAUCGUCCUACUUCCGGGUUUAAGCGCCACCGAGAAGAACAUGCUAGGGAUAAGGAUGAACCUUUUGCAGGUGAAAAAACGACGAAACAGAAGAAGAACAAAACUAGUGAAGCAACAGAUAAACCAAUUACCAACAAAAAAAGACCUUUCCUUUCUGGCGAGAUGACUGGAAAGAAUCGCCACACAAAUAAAUUGAGAAUUUGA
Molecule: messenger RNA, 2262 nt
Organism: Arabis nemorensis
Lineage: Eukaryota; Viridiplantae; Streptophyta; Magnoliopsida; Brassicales; Brassicaceae
Source: the annotation of a GenBank genome assembly